AUACCCAAAGGGCUCUGGCAGCCCAAUUAUAGCUGCUCUACCCUCACUGCUGCCUCCGAAAGAAACGCUCUCCUCAUUAUGAUGUUCAGCUCCCCCAUCAACUCUCAUCCCUGUGGAUUCACAGCAGUUCAGAGCUUCAUUGACUGUCAUCUCGGCAUCACAGAAACUCUUGUUUUUACCAGCUAAUCCACAAAUGCAUGUCCUCUGAGAACUAGAAUGGACGUUUAAAUCUGGGGAGCUGGUGAGACUGAGGUCCUGGUGAGAUGUCCUUCAGUGGCAACACAACCCAGUCUUCUUUGCUGACAUCACCUCCACUCUUCAACGACUCUACCCCGCCGUAUUCCCUACUAUGGGAAAAGGAAAGUUCCAGUUAUGGAUCUUUGCAGAAGUGGCCUGGAAACAAGUCUCAGCUCACCUCAGAUCUCUCUGUUCUUGCACAUGAUGAGCAGUGUCAUAUGUCUUCUAUCCUCACAAUAUGUCUCGUCGUGUGGUACAGCAUUACAAUGGUGCUGGGGCUGAUGGGGAACAUCGGUCUCAUUUGCAUCAUCGCCCAUCGCCGAGAGAAAGUCAAUGUCACCAGCAUCUUCAUCUGCAAUCUGUCAUUCUCUGACAUUCUCGUGUGUUUGUUUUGCCUCCCUUUCACUGUCAUAUACACUCUUAUGGACCAUUGGGUGUUUGGAUCGCUGUUAUGCCGGCUUGUGCCAUUCAUCCAAUGUGUGUCUGUGACUGUAUCAGUACUGUCUCUGGUGUUCAUUGCUCUAGAAAGACAUCAGCUCAUCAUUAAUCCUUCUGGAUGGAAACCAAGCAUUUCUCAUGCGUACAUGGCAGUCAUUCUCAUAUGGACUCUGGCCUGCUUCACCUCCACACCUUUCUUGGCUUUUCAGCUGCUCACGAGUGAGCCCUAUUCCCAUGUAGAUCUGCCACUCCAACAUGAUGCUUUUUCUCAGGCCUAUUUCAAUGCAUCUGUGCCUCAAUCGCUGUCUUAUCCAUUCAAAAACUCAUCUGUGCCUCUGAACUCAUAUCGUGCCCUCUUUUCUUACAUCCCCACCUCACCACACUUGGAAGCUUGUGUGGAGCACUGGCCAUCCCAGCAACAAAGAGUCGCUUACACCACAUGGCUCCUGCUUUUCCAGUACUGCGGUCCACUUCUGUUGGUCCUGCUCUGUUAUGUCAGAGUUUUUGUUCGCCUUCGUCACCGCAAAGAUAUGCUGGACCGUGCCAGGAUCCCAGAGAAUCAGCGCAUAACCCACAGCCGGCGAAUCAACAUCAUGCUGGCAGCUCUUAUAACAGCCUUCGCUCUUUGCUGGCUUCCUCUCACCAUCUUCAACGUGGUGGCGGACUGGAAUCAGGAUGCUCUGCCUAUCUGCCACCAUAAUCUUCUUUUCUCCCUCUGCCACCUGCUGGCCAUGUCCUCCACCUGCAUAAACCCUAUCAUCUACGGCUUCCUAAACUCCAACUUUCGGCAAGAGGUGCGAGAAGUGUUCCUGCGCUGUCGCUGUUUCCCACAAGAAGAGUGUGAGCGUUUUCCUAUGUCAACAGUGAACAUGGAAAUGUCCCGCACCUCUGUGCCUCUCCACUGUAGAAGCAACUCUGUCUGAUUGGGAUGCUUGAACAUGUGGCAUGCUUACAUAUUAGGAUUGUAAUCACAUAAACAUAUCAGUUGUAGGACUUAAUUGGUCCGCAUGGUUAAAAUAUUUUGUCACU
Molecule: messenger RNA, 1704 nt
Organism: Cololabis saira (Pacific saury)
Lineage: Eukaryota; Metazoa; Chordata; Actinopteri; Beloniformes; Belonidae
Gene: npy4r
Product: neuropeptide Y receptor Y4
Exons: 2
Coding region: 264-1598 (444 amino acids)
Biological process (GO): G protein-coupled receptor signaling pathway
Cellular component (GO): neuron projection; plasma membrane
Molecular function (GO): neuropeptide Y receptor activity; neuropeptide binding
Source: RefSeq, a predicted model, not a curated record